AUGUUUCAGCAACAUAUCUUACAUAUUUUGGGAAUUAUAGCUCAUAGAUAUCCAGAGAAAACUAAUCAAAAGAGUCUGCUGAAUAGAUACAGCUUUGUUAUAAGAAGCCAGAAACUGACAUCAAAACAGUCAUUUGUGCUUAUCAUUGGCUGUCUGAAAGGCCUGAGUGAGUUUCUUUAUAAAUUUGAACUUUGUUCUGAUGAUGGUGGUCAGAAUACUGCUGUCUGUGUAGAAAUACAUGAUUUAUUAAAGCAGUUAAUAGCAAGUUUGGACUCUCAAAAAAGAAUUGCCCAGCGAAUUGCUUUGUCCAUUAUUGAACUACAUGGAAAUCACUUUGCUGAAAUGAUGUAUAAGGAAUACAAAUGGUGGCAUUCAACUUUACUGCUAUGGAUUGAAAUGCCUGACAAAGACAAAAAAGCAGGGAUCGCAGCUUUGCAAAGCUUCUAUGACAUUAUUGCAGAUGUAUUGUGUAAAGAAACAGAUGACAGGGCAAAAACAGUGUUUGAGUAUUUCAUGGGUUAUUUCCACGAAAAAAUGGCUAGUAAAUCCACACCAACUGCUGUCCUUCAUACAGUCAUAAAAGCAUUUGGUGACUUCUCCAAGGCUUGUGAAUCCCGCUGGUCGUCAGAAGAUGUAGAAUAUGCCUUUUGUUUUAUUUUGCAGUGUGCUGAGGGUAUAUGUUUAGAGUAUUCAACACAAGAGGAUGUAUUUCUGCGCAUGAAGAGAGUGUGGCAUUUACCUCAGUACUUGGAAUCAUUGGGAAAGUUACUCCUGCAAAAAGAAAUCAUACAUUACUCACAGCAGUUAUCACUGGAACACAUCACAGUAUUACUUAUUCAGAUUUUUCCACAUGCCUAUGAGAGCACUACAUUUAGCAUAAUUAAAGCUAUGCAGAGCUUUUUCUGCAAUUUAUCUUUGUCUAAAUUGGUGCUGCUGGAAGACUUUAUAAAUGUAGUAGUGUAUCAAGGACUAAUCCACACCUGUUCCCAUUGCUUGCUGAUUGAUAUGGAGUUACACAAAGAGAGACAAAAUGAUGGUCAAAAAAUUAUCACAUAUAAAAACUAUAUGUCUUUAUGGAAAUCAUUAUUUCUGGCACAUAACUACAGAAUUAAAGGACCUUCAGCUGCCACAAAGACUGAUGUUGUUCAGAAGAUGCACAACCAGUUUGUAAUUUUGUUACUGCGUUGUCUGAGAAAGCUGAACUUGAAUACUAGGAAAAAGAUAUUACAGGAUUCUGACAGUUUCUUUAUUGAAGGUGACAUGGAAGCAGUAAAUCCAAAGGAUUUCAAUGUCUUCAUUAAUUUAACAGAUUUUUGUCAAGAAUUUUUUCCACACAUUGAUUCAAAUUUAUUUAAGAAUCACUGUGAAGAAUUCAUUACUCACUUAAUUGUGGAAUCUACACGAGCUCCCAAUGUCAGUGGCUUUUAUAAACUACUCGCAGCUGCGUUGAAGAUAUGCGAUAAACUACAAUUUUUUGGAGAAUCCUUAGUUGUGGACAAGACCAGAGAAGUGUGUUACUGGAAUGUGGUUAAUUUUUUGUGGGAUUCAGUGAAACGACUUCAACAAUAUACAGGAGAUCUCCUAAUCGCAAGUCUACAGCUUGUUCUGUCAUGUCCUGCAAUCAUAAUUCAUCCAAUUAUAAGGGAAACAGGAGAAAUAUUUCUGAUAAUUUUCAGUAUUGCAAAUAGUUAUUUGGAAUUAGGCCACAAUGCAAUGGAUUCACUUGAAAAGUGGACAAAGGAAAUACCUUCAGAGGAUAUGGAUGCACUGAUAACAAAAGUUUUGCCUUACAUGGAACCAUUUCUUCAGAGCAAAAGUGCAGGUUUGGAGAAGGACAUGGAAUUGCAAGUGUUGCAAACUGAGCGUAGAUUGCAUCAGCCUCGACGAAGGAUCCGGAAGUUUAAACGAGGCUCUACAGAGCUGCCGCAGACAGAACUUGUAAGGCUUCAGUGGAGAAUAUUACACUUUUUGGGGUCAUUGAGAUCUGAUAUCACUCCAGCUCUACUAGCUAAUGAUCCUCUUGCUGUCAACACUGCAUGGGGUCACACAACACACCUUCCUUUUAUGCUGCCAUUUAAUGAUAUGAGGGCUACCAUUUUUUUUGACCAAUUCCUGCCAAGGAUUAUUGACCUUGCGUUGAAUUCGGGUGACCGGAAAACUCGAGUGGUGUCUUGUGAGCUCCUGCAGGCUGUUGUAAUGCUAAUGCUUGGAAUGAAAUGGCACAGAGAAGAGGAAACAAAAGCUGAAUUAUUCAGGAGAAUAAUAUCUGCUGUCAUAAAACUGGGAUGUGAUACUGAUCAAGUAGUUCUACAGAUUUUUUAUCCACUUGCUUUACAAAUGAUUCACUGGUACAGCAGCAGAUUCCAGUACAAUACCAAAUAUUGUAUAAUUGUUGUUGAAGUAAUAAUGGAUGGGAUUACCCACCCUACAGAUUCUUCACUACGUAAAUUUUCCUGCAAAUGCUUACAUGAGUUUAUCGUGUGGUCUGUCAGGCAACUUAAACAGGAAGAACUGGAGAAGUCACCACUUAAUAUUGAAGCUGUAGUGAAACGAAUUUGUUUUCUUUGCACUCAUCCAAGUUUUUCUAAACGGCUAGGUUCAGCACUCGCAUUUAAUAGCAUUUAUAGAAAACUACGGGAGGAGAAAACUAUUAUUGACAGGUUCUGGUUUGAUCUUCUUUAUUAUAUGCUAAGUAAUCUCUCCAUUGCCGACAUUGGUGAUAGUAUAAUUGGUGCUGUGAAAGAAGUACGUUCAGCAGUUUAUCACAUAAAACGAGUACUUCAAGAGAAACCCGAUCUUUUCAAUCAGAUCAGCGAAGUUCGUCAUAAACCACCAGAAUUUGAUGGAGUCCAACUUAUUCAUGCUGUCACAUGGCUGUUGAAGCAGUGUGGCUCAUUACAGAUGGACUGCAGACGAACAUCCAUGGAUUUGGUCAUGUGUCUUGCGUCACUUAUACCAGGUGUAAAAACUGCAAAAGAAUUUGUUUCAAAACUUGUAUCUGAAAAAGGUGUGGCUUAUGUAACAAGGAUUUGUGAUGCUGGCCAUAUACUUGAAUUUUCUGAAGACUUCGAAAACCUCCAAAGAAGUCAGCAGUGGCUAACUGUUCUAACAGCAAGGCUUGAUUGCUAUAUAUGGUUUAUCGAGGAAGAAUUGCUGCAGCUUAGUGUGUUGCUAUUACAGAAUGGAAGGAUAUUUCAAGCAGCAAUUUAUUUUGUCAAGAAAUUAGGCCUUAAAGGGGCAGAUGACGAUCUGUGUGCCACUGGAACUCCAACAGAAGUUGAAAAUUACAGAAGAUAUAAGUUUGUAGCAACUGAAAGACUGUUAUAUUUUAUAUUUAUAGUUUGUAAGGCAAGCCAGCAACUUCAACCAGUCUUCCCCAGUGAUUUCCUCAGUAGUAAUGAGCUAUGGGAAUUUAUAUCAUGUUGUCUAAUCAAGCCCACAGAAAUGGGUUUUGGAGCAGAUUUUGCUGAAACUCAUCAGACUUUUUUGACAACGAUGGAAAAGUUGAUGAAAAUUCUGAAAGCCAAUUUACCUCCAGAAGCUCUGAACUGCUUGCUUGAAAAUUUAUCCAAACUUUUAAGAAAUUACAGUGAUUUAUUAUUUGGAUCACUUGAAACUUCUUUCAAGUCGGACACUGUCCAUGCCAGUCAGAGAGAUGCCGUACAGGCAAUGAGUACUCUUAUCAGAAGUGAAUUAUUUGAGCAGGUCAUUGAGAGACAUUCAUCACAGCAAUCAUUUAGCAAAGAAAUUUUUGAGAAACUUCUUUCUAGCAUUGUGGUCAAUGAAAGUGUCCCAAAGGUUGCCAUAAAUCUACAACCAAGUGGAAAAGUAUAUGCAAAAUUGUUGAUUGAACUGGCUUUUCUUGCAGAUGGAGAAAUUGAUGAAUUGAUCAAUCUUCUGCUUUAUGGACCGAAAGUGUAUGUCACAGAAAAGGCAGCCAUGGUACGUCACGGUGAGCACUUCCUUGCACAGCUACGUGAGCCAGUGUUGCAUGGAUUACUAAGAAAACAUUCUGGAGUUUUCCGUGUUGUAGAGCUGCUUAUCGGGGAUAGUUUGCAGCCAGAGAGAAGUGGCUGGCCACUAAGAUUUCUUGAGCAGCUAUUACAACGUGCUGUACAUAAAGAUGCCAAGCUAGAAUUGAGUGUUGCAGAUGGUUUGGGAUGCAAAGUUUUGGCAUCUUGGGAGUUGUUGAAGAACUGGGCAAAUGACAUACCAACAAGGAAAUGGCAGGUUGUGGACCUACUGGUACAAACUGUGAGGCUGCUUAAGGAGCCAGUUGGUUGCUUUACACGGUACGCUGCCAUACAUAUUUGGCUUAGAGAGAUAAUAACUUCAGAAAAUCUGUCUCUGCAUGAGAAAAAUAGAGUUCUGGACUUGCUCCCGGGACUGGUUAAUGUCAGCAAUGCCGAAGAUCAAAGUCUAUGGGAUCUUCUCUUGGAUCUGCAGUCUCACCAUUUUCCACUUUCAACAAGUGAACUGCAUGAAGGAAGUAUGGAAUUGACCAGCUUUGUGACUUGCUUUCAUAAAUUGCUUUCUGCUUUAGAGAUCUCAGGGAAUAAGGUUUUUCUGAAAGCCAUUAUUGUAUUCUCAGCUGGAGAUAAUGGUCAUAUAUGUGCUCCAAGCAUAGAAAAGCUGCUACCAAAACUUACGGGAAGGUUGACAUCAGAAAAGCAACAGGAAUGCUUGGAAACAGCAUUCUCCGUGUUUAGUAACAGAGUGUAUGAUUCAAACACACGACUGGGCAGCAUUGAGAAGUUUCUGGUGCCUCUUGUUAAGUACAGUAGUAUUAGUGCAAUUCAAACCUUUUAUGCUAAAUAUAUUAAAAAUAUUAUGAAAAAUUUGUCUAGCAUGGUGGAAGACACCAAUAUAUUCAUCACGAAACAUGACAUUGUUUCAAAAUUUGGUGCUUCCCAGUUAUUAGAUGUUUUACAUUUCAAGUGCAGUAAGGAAGUACUUGAAGACAAAGCAAGCCCCAUCACAAAUGCAGCUUUUCCAGGUGCUGUCAUUGAAGGAAAAGAGCUGAUGAAGGAAAUUGUUAAGAGAUUGAAAGCGUUUCGGAGUAUUGAGAAACCAUCAAAUGCUAUGGAAGAUCCUGAAGUGCUGGAACUGUUUCGCAAGAUGCAAUGUGCUGCAUACAAUGGUCUAGCAGCUGUCAUUACAAACACAAAAUUUGAAGAAACUUUUGUUUCUGGAUUCCUGUUUUCAGAGAACCAACAGAAGAUUUGGGAAAAUCUUGUAGACUGUGAGACAAAUAUUACCUUUGCCAUGGACUGGGAAAAUGUUCCCCGAAGACGGAAAAUGUUAGUAAACCUCAGACAGAAAUGUGAUGGAGCAGGCAAUGCCAUGGACGGUGCACAACCCAUCAAUUAUAUUCCAUCACAUUCACAGUUUCUUCUCCAUAGCUCACUGGCUGAAGAUGUGACACAAUUUGACUUCACACUGAGUGUUGUGCGUCCUCAGGGUCCCCCUGGGAAUGUCAAUGAACAGAUGGAUGGCACUGAAAUCGACUUGGAAAUGGAUGUUGUUAAUCAGCAUGUGUGUAUGCCAGUCUUAUGUGCACUGCUACAGAACAUGUACAAACAAAAUCUCAUAACAGUUCCACAACCAGGGGAGAAAGGAAAUUUGCCAUCUUUUAUGGAGAAUAUGAAGAAAUGCCUCCUAUCUGAUAGGCACAGAAAUGUGAAAAUAUUUAUUGUGAAACUGAUACUGAACAAUGAGAAUAUCUUCUUGCCAUUUGCAAAUCAUUGGUUGUACCCCUUGUUGUUACUUAUAAAAGAUGGGUCUUUUGGUAAUGAAUUAAAUUAUUUCAUCACUGACGUUUUAGCACUACUACUAUCAUGGAGUGGAAGAGCUAUUCCAGAUUCUAAUGAUUAUGAAAAGAAAUUGACUAGUGAUGUUUUUAGAUUCUUAAUUGAACACUCAUUCCACAGGAGACGGGAUAUUAUGAAGCACAAUUUAGAACUAAUAAAAACAGUUGUUGAGCUAUGGAAGAGUUGUUUGACUGUACCAUAUGAUUUAAUUUUAGAUUACCUAAAAAAGAAGUAUGAGACAGAUAAAGAUGCAGAAUUUGGUAUACAGUUAGUUGGAGCAAUCUGCUGCAACAAAAUCAAUCCAUGGGAUGAAAACACAGUGAAUAAUGUUCUAGACAUCCUCUGGACUAAAAUGGAUGUCAACAGUAGAGAAGUGUACUUACCAUGUUCUGAACUUAUUGGAAUUAUUUUGAAGCGUAUGCAUGAUGAAGAUGAUAUUAGUGUACAACCUGACAAUAAAUUCCUGAGUAAUGUGAGAUCUGUUCUCAAUAAACUAAGUUACAAAAGUCGAGACAAAUAUCUGUUGUGUUUACACGGUGUGCAGAAACAUUACCCUCAAGUAGUUGACAAAACUUUUAUGCAAGAUGUGGCUUUUAAUCUAAAGAAAUGUCAAGGAAGCUUUAAGACAUUAAGUUUGGAAAUAAUGUUAUCUGGAAUUGAAACAUUAGGUGAAGAUGCAUAUGGAUUCCUAAAAAGUAAUGGGCUGCUGGACUUUGUUGACCAACCAGAUACUGGUGCUCAACUUGCAGCACUAAGAGUGCUGGAGAAACUCUUGUUGCUGGACCGAGACAACAGCAGCAUUUGCCACAUGAAAUAUGCUGAAAAGCAGAGUCUUUUGAAUGCAGUAUGUCCUAUUGCAGUUAAACGUUCAACUGCUGCCUCAUGUCGUCACCUUGCAUUUCAGAUCCUUUCCAGUGACACUGAUGCCCAUGAGGGUGCUCGAAAAGCCCUACUUUCUGGAUUGGCAGAUUCAGAUCCGGAUAUAAAGGAAUUUGUUCUGAGGUACUGGCGGUCAGAUUCGCAGUUACCAGUUUCUGCUUCAGAGAGACUUGUAUAUAUGUUGAACCACCUGUACAGCACAGAAACAGAAGUACAAUUUCUGGGAUAUGCUCUUCAGGUUUUAUUAGAAGCUUGCACAACAUCACCGGAUUAUAACCGAAACAUAUAUCUCAAGCCUCUAGAAGAAUGUCAUUUUGAGGAGUACCCUAUCUCUGUUUCUUGGAGAGCCCAGAACAUUUCUUUGGUCCCUCUUUUUGCUGAGACAUUAGCUAGUCAAGCAAAUGAAUCUCUGAUGGAUGCUACAGCCAUUAUCAGGGCUACUCAAGACAGCCUGGAAUUUUCACCAACAUUAAACGCUGAGAGACGUACAUUUGCUGAGAGCUAUCAACAAAAUCCAGCCUUCACUUUAACCAGUAGUUCAUUAUUUUCAACUAGAAGUAAUGCUGCACCACAAAAUACAAAAUCAAGUUCUUCUGCAGCACUUCAAGGGAUUAGUGAACAAAAUGUAAGUACUGACAAACUUAAGCGAAGAUUUCUAAGAGAUGAGAAGAAAAUUGGCUAUUACUUUGCGAAAAGAGAGGUAAGACGCACCAUGAAGAUAAAGGAACUCCAAGCAGAAAGGUCUAAAAAGGAAGCAACUGUAUCUCUGUUUCGGAAAUAUCGGAAAGGAGACCUUCCAGACAUUGAAAUCCAAUUUUCAGCAUUUAUUAAGCCUUUGCAGGCCUUAGCUAAGAUGGAUGUAGUAAUUGCUCAGCAGUUACUCACAGCCAUAUUUGCAGGUAUCCUUAAAGGACUAAGUGAAAAUGAAGAGGACUUCACAGACAGAAUCAAACAAGUAUUUGAAGAUAUUUUUGAAAAAACAGUAGCAUGUCCACCAUCACUCAUUGGAUCCAUAAUUGAAAUGGCUCUCUUAAGUCCACAGUCAAUCAUACUUGAUGUCGAGAAACUAUCUGCAGUUUGCAGGGCAGCAAGUUUGUUUUCAACUGGUUGCCUUUUACUAGAGAAUUAUAUUAUUAAUGAUGUUCAGAGUCUUGAUCCAAUACCAACAAAACGACAGAAAGGCCCUACGGGUGACAUUCAUUGGUUACGACUAGCAGAGUUGUAUACGGGCCUUGGAGAUUGGAACUCUGUCCAAGGAAUAUUUCGAAACAGUUUGGAAACAUCUGAAAACUUGAAAAAGGCUCUCGUAUGUCAAGCAGGCAUGGAAUGGAAACCUGCAAGUUUGCAUUAUCGUAAUGCUUUAAAGGACACAUCAUGUGAAGACCUACAGGACUUCUGUCGUAGCUCGUAUUACAAGUGCCUGGCUCAUCUCUCCUCGUGGGAUAGCAUCAGUGCUGAAAUAAGGCAUAAUGAGCUAAACAAUAACUGGAAUGAGGUUUGGUCUGAACCAUGGUACACAGAGAAAAUGCUGCCUUUCCUGUUUGCAGCUCAGACACAGCUUAAGUUAAAAGGAUCAGAUUGCUCUGAAUUUGAAAGCUGUGUUGAAGAAUGGCUAGCUGAUGAAGAAAAGAAAUCCACUCUAGUGCAAUCCAUGAGUGAGGAGCUCUCAAUAUUAGACAUUACAAACAACAAAUUUAUUAAUGCUCGCAUACAUGCAGAACAGUACCUUUCACUCUUUCUGCAACAAUGGGCAGAAAUAGGUCCUGCGUCAUAUGCCAUCAGAAGCAAAAGACUGAUGGAUCUGCAGAGAAUAACAGAGAUAAUGCUCUAUCUGGACAUUGCAAACAUCUCCAGUCUUGAAGCUGAUCUCACAAAACUGGAACAGUUCAUGAAGCCAUGGGCUACAGAUUUACCAAGUGCAACAAGUUCACUUGAAGACUGGGAACGGAAAGUUUUGUACAGGUGUUACUUCUUAAAACAAACAGCUGAUAGAUUGUCAUCAGACAGUGCCACUGAUGAUCUUUCCUGGUUGAAAACCACUGAAGUUGUUUGUAGAAUGACUGUAACUGAUUUGGCACUCUUACAGAAAAAUUAUUUUGUGGCAAAAAAAUAUGCUGUGGGUAUGAAGGAGGAGGUUGAAAUUUGUGGUGAUGAAGCAAUGAACAUUCAGCAUAGCUUGCAUAUUCUCAAACUCGCCUCACUUAAAGCAAGUAAAAGCGCAGAGCUAAAAAAAAAAAUUUUGCGGAUGGUUGAAGUUCUUGACACAUUAUCAUCACUUCAGAGGAGGGCUAAAAAUAACAACUGCCUUUCUGAACUUAUCUCUGUUAAUGAAGAACAGUGCAGAUUUUCACAAGAUCUUCUGUCGGUACUUAGAACAAAUCAGGAUAAACUACGAUCACUGAGUUCAUCAGACAUGGACAUUCUUUUGAGAUGUGUGGGUUCUCCUAGAGUAGAGCCAGAUGAACUGUUGACAGCAAUUAAGAAACAUGGUUUCAAAGCUGCCACAGAAGCUGUUCAUUUAGCUGAACAUCAGUUGCGGAAGAAUUCCUGUAGCACUGUGGAAGACAGAAGCAUGGAGCACAGACUUGCAGAUUUACACCUGAAACUUGCACAGUAUUGUCGCAGUCACUGUGGUCCUGACACCCAAAAUUAUGACAUCACCAUUGUAACCUCACUACUGAAGGCUAUGAAGUAUGGCUCAGCUGAAGCUCGCCAGCUAUUUCCAUGUCUUCUGGAGCUACAUCGUUUGCCAACUGAACUGUUAGAUGAAUUUAAAACUCAGAGUGCCUCUGUCCCUGAGUGGAUGUUUCUUGGAUGGGUGAGCCAGAUUUUGGCUUCUUUGGACUCGCCUGUGGGGAUUGCCUUACAUGAGCUUGUAAUUCGUAUGGCAAAAGCCUACCCACGAGCUCUAGUUUAUGCUUUUAAAGUUAGUGCCAAAAAGUACACAUUUGAUGAGAUCUCGGAAACCAGUGAAUCUGCCAGAAUCAUUGUAGACAGAUUAAAGACCAUCCUGUUAAGUGACACCAUUGUGGAAGAAUUUACAAAUGCAUUUUCUUGGCUGUGUUUGCCACAUAUAUUGUUGGGCAAUGAACUCAAAAAUUUAUCUCAGCUUUUAGAAGCUGGAGUGGCAAACUUAAAUCAGUUCAAAAUUGAAUUUCAAGAAAUGUUGAACAGAUUGUUUGUGUCGCGAAGGGAGAUGUCUUCACAAGGCAGUAGUGCGUUAUGUGGUGAGAUUUUCAGUGAAAUUGAUAAAUAUUAUCCAGAUGAAAACAAAAGAAGUUCAAAAUCUCAGAUUCAGAAAGGUGAAAUACACUUGGGUGCAGUAUUAACGGCUGUCAAUAGUGGUAAUAUUGAAGAAGCACUAGAAAUCAUCCAGAAAUGCAGGAAGGAAUUACACAACAAGUCAAAGUCAACUAAAAGCACUUACUUUCUAUGGGAAUUCAGCCCAUGGCUUAAGAACUUUCAAGGAGAUAAGUGGGGGAAUGACCUAGAAAUACCUGGACAGUAUACUGGAGAAUCACGCCCUCUUCCACAUUUGCACAUUAAGAUUGCAAAUUUCCAUCCAGAGGUGAUCGUAUUACAUUCAAUGCGGAAACCUAUAAGGCUAACAAUGCUUGGUAAUGAUGCAAAGGAACAUCACUGUAUAAUAAAACAUGGUGAGGACUUGCGCCUUGAUCAGAGAAUUCAACAACUAUUCAGUCUUAUGACUAAAAUGUUAACACAGGAUUCAGUGUGCAGAGAACAGCAGCUGCGCAUAAAAACCUAUCAGGUUGUACCACUUAGUAGCAAUCUUGGUUUCAUACAGUGGGUGGAUAAUACAAAAAGUCUGAAAGAAUUAAUAGAAUCUUCAUACACAGGAGAAGAGAAAACAUCUGCGGGUGUGGCUUCAACACGCUAUAGAGGCUGGCUGGCUGCUUCAAAUCCAAGUAAAAAAAACUUGACGGACAAAGAAAAAUAUGAAAGUGCUUACCGUAAAUAUUCACCUGAAGAAACAGUUAAAAUAUACAAUGAGAAUGUAAACAGCAUACCUUGGGAUAUUAUGCGGCGUGUCAUUUGGAAUGUAAGCACAACAGCAGAAAUCUUCUUUACAAAACGUCACCGCUUUGCUUCUAGUUACGCAACCAUGUGUAUUGGUCAGUGGUUGCUUGGUAUAGGUGACAGAAACCUUGGCAACUGCUUGGUGUUUCCUCACAGUGGAGAGUGCCUAGGUGUUGACUUUGGGUAUGCAUUUGGAACAGCUACAGAAUUCCUCCCAGUGCCAGAACUUAUGCCAUUCAGGUUAACUCCGCAUAUCGUUAACUUAAUGGAACCACACAAGACUUCAGGAGUUAUAGAAGAGACAAUGGUACACGUUUUGCGAUUGCUACGUAAUAACCACCAGAUAUUAUUGGCAACAAUGAAGGUAUUUGUUCAGGAACCAUCAUUAGAUUGGCUGUUUUAUGCAAAGAGGAAAUCACCAGGAAAUGUGCAAAGUGAUCCCAAGCGAUUUUCAAGGGAGAAAGUGGAGUUAGCAAGAAAAAAAUUUGAAGGUAUAAGUCCAGCAGUGAUUACAGAAGAAGAGCUACUAAGUGGACACUCAGAUCCUACAAAUUUUCGAACAGUUCUGUGGGGACCGAGUACGACACUGAGAUAUACUUUUGGUAGAAAACUUUUAACACCACAUGAUCAGGUUAAGUGUCUCAUUGAGCAAGCAACAGAUCCCCACAUAUUAGGGAAGACUUGGGAAGGAUGGCAGCCAUGGAUAUGAAGUCAGUUGUGUCAACCUGUGGAGUUUUAAUACAUUCUUUUUAAACCAAAUUUUUUUUUUCUAUUUUAAUAUAUAUAUUUAAAUGGCUGCGAUAUUUAUAAUUUUUUCUGCAUGCAUUUUUCAUCUUACGAAAUAUUAUAAAUUUUGUAUUAUAUUGGCAGAUUUGUAGUCAUCAACUACAUGUAGCAAAGGCUGUUUAUAUUGUGAAAUACAUGUAU
Molecule: messenger RNA, 11654 nt
Organism: Schistocerca serialis cubense
Lineage: Eukaryota; Metazoa; Arthropoda; Insecta; Orthoptera; Acrididae
Product: DNA-dependent protein kinase catalytic subunit-like
Exons: 53
Coding region: 1-11436 (3811 amino acids)
Biological process (GO): telomere maintenance; double-strand break repair via nonhomologous end joining
Cellular component (GO): nucleus
Molecular function (GO): protein binding; DNA-dependent protein kinase activity
Source: RefSeq, a predicted model, not a curated record